CAAAUAUGGCGGCGUCCUCAACGGCAGGACGCGUUUUGACUCUUUGCAAGCAGUUCCAAAAUGCCUUCAGGAUAUCUUCGGCGAUAAAUACUCAGCGUUGUGCUGCUAAUGUCACCAAUUACCAGUCUCAUUUUUACAGGGAAAAGGCGCCACUCGUUGCCCUGUCUUGGCACAGCCCCACCAGCUCUGUGGGUCAGUGUCGAGCCCUGCACACAACCAUCAGCAGAAGAGGGCUGGGAGAGUUCUUCGACAGCCCUGAGAACUGGGGAGAGGCCACCGUGAAGUCAGCCGCACCAUGGACUGCCAAUCAACUGAGAACAAAGAACAGUGAAGAUUUACACAAACUCUGGUAUGUGUUGUUGAAAGAAAAGAACAUGCUUUUGACCAUCGAGCAGGAGGCAAGAAGGCAACGGGUUCAGAUGCCGAGUCCAGAAAGAAUAAGGAAGGUUGAGCGGUCGAUGAUCAGGCUGGAGACGGUGGUGAAGGAGAGAGAGACUGCGCUGCGUCUCCUGCAGACAGGACAGGAGAAAGGCAGACCGGGAACCUGGAGGAGGAACAUAUUUGGAUACACCUACUGGUAUCGAUUCAAAGAGUACGCUAUUCCCUGGAACAUGAAUAAAAGAUACAAGCGAAAGAAGUUCUACAGUCCCGCGUUUGUCGAACCAUACGUCAGGUUGCGCAUAGAGAAGCAUAUUCGUGAGAAGGCCAGGAAAGCCAACUUUGAAAAGCGCACUCAGGCCAAACUGAAGGAGAGGUUUCCUCUCAUGAAAGUUCCCUCAUCAUGAAAUUUCAAGCGCACGUUACAGUUGUUUUUGACCGCUGUGAGGCUGACAUCUGUCCAGAGAUACAAGGCCUCCACAUUUUAUCUGAACUCUCAAUCAGCUCCUGUCAUUGUCCUAUGAGUGUAUUUAUCCAACUGUUAUUUGAUCCUUUAAGAUAAAUUAUGCCACAUCAAUGUUUUGGUCACAGUUUUCUUACUUAUUAAACACACAUCAUGUAUU
This is a messenger RNA of Chelmon rostratus (copperband butterflyfish), 1001 nucleotides long. RefSeq names its product mitochondrial ribosomal protein L47 (gene mrpl47). Bases 6 to 785 code for a protein of 259 amino acids. The transcript has 7 exons. The record is from RefSeq and is a predicted model, not a curated record. Lineage: Eukaryota; Metazoa; Chordata; Actinopteri; Chaetodontiformes; Chaetodontidae. Gene Ontology annotation, biological process: mitochondrial translation. Gene Ontology annotation, molecular function: structural constituent of ribosome. Gene Ontology annotation, cellular component: mitochondrial large ribosomal subunit; mitochondrial ribosome.